Molecule: messenger RNA, 4360 nt
Organism: Daktulosphaira vitifoliae (grape phylloxera)
Lineage: Eukaryota; Metazoa; Arthropoda; Insecta; Hemiptera; Phylloxeridae
Exons: 6
Coding region: 277-1341 (354 amino acids)
Source: RefSeq, a predicted model, not a curated record
AAACAGACUUUAUACCCAUCUCUCGGCUACGCUGUACACCCGGAACUUUCACCUCUCCGUGCCAGAUUUGCACACACACACACCACACUACUAGUCGGAACGAAAAGCACACCGUACACUAUUUUCGCCCGACAAUUCAUUCCGUCGCACACCGAAAUUGCCUAUUCAGUUCAGUCCGUUGGCGCGUGUGACUACCCAACAGUGUUAUGGUGUGUAGGCAAAACCGGCACAGUUUCGGUUCCGCAGGAUCUUGGCACAUAUCAGUGAAAAAGAAAAAUGAAUAACGAUACGCUUACGCACGAACAAAACGUGUUAACCAGUGAGGAUGACUGGGUUCUUGGGAUUCCGAACGCCAACGUCAACGCUACAGGAUUAUUGGCCGAAGACUUAGAAGACGCAGGACUGACUGAAAUUCAAACAGUGAUACUAGCAUGUAUAGCAACGAUAAUACCGUUGUUUUUGGGUUUACUGCUUAUAUUAGGUGUCAGGAUGAUGUGGAAAAAGUACAAACACCACAGCACAAACAACGGCUAUGACAAUAACGGUCUACGCCGUGAGGACAGUUGUGAUGCCGUUAAAAGUUCAAGCUUUAUGCAAAGUGCUGAAGAGCUUAAAACGAGUGAAUCUCAAUACUCAGUGCUGAUGCCAGACGAAACUUGCUGUUAUGCCGCACCACAGCCACUUUACAACAGUCCACCCAAUAAUCGUUUCGGCGACACCAACAAAACCAAUUUAAACGGCAGUAUAAUUACAUUAACUAUGAAAAAUAAUCACCUCAUAGUUGAGACAGAAGAGAGAGUACCGGGAGUAUGCACGGUAGCAACUGCGGCGGUCGAAGCUGGUGAACAAAAGUCAAUGGACUACGAGUACGACGACGACGAAUUCGACUUGGAAGCGGAAAUGUUGCGUCGCGAGUUCCGAGAGGCUUCACUGAUGGCCAACGGUAACGGAUCUUGUUUGGACUCGACGUCCACCGCGGUCAUAGCGCCUAGUAGUGAGACUGAAGUGGACCCAACAACAAGGCCUGCAGGUGCGCUUCAGCCUCAGCAGCAUUCCAGUGGCGGUUCGUCGUCGGCCGACUCUCGAGCCCCAGAAAGGGCUUACGCUUACGGCAAUCAGUCCGAAUACAGCACCGGUACGAUUGGAAAACACAAAGGCACUGCCAAACCUAUAACUCCAAGCGAUCACACCGAUACUGUUAUUCCUGACGAAGAAGAACAUUUGGCGGAACAGCGGUUGUUGGGAAACGGAGUCGAUGCUCUUGCAGAAAACGAAGAUCAAAAUAUUUGCUCAUUUAAUCAAGUCAACGGCAUUGCAACUGCGGUAAAUUCCGCCGAAUAGUGUCAAACGCGAUAUUUUGUUAUUAGUUAUUACUAUUAUUAGCUAACGGCGAUUAGUGUUAUUUAUCGGUGUAAAACUGUGUUGUGAACAAAGUAGUUACUGUUUUGUUUUAGCGGCGGAAUAGCAAAAAAAUCAAUAUUAUUUGAUUAUUAAAAUUCUUGGCGUUCCAUAAAAAAAAUACAUUUAUUUAAAACUACAGUACACCUUUCAUAAAAUCUACAAGAUAAUAGCUCUCCUACUUCGAUCUUGAUAUUUGUAUCGACCGUUUCGGUGUUAUUCCCCACUUUCAUAAAUUAACACUUUAUUUUCAAUUAAUACAUCAAUCAUCAUUACCCUCGUAUACAGUUCAAUAGUAUUCGACAGAAAAAAACUCGAAAAAUUUAAAAAACUCAUAAGCAUUUACAAAUACCAUUUAUUUGUUAAAAUUAAAUUUCAUAAUCCUCUCCCUGUGUAUAUCAGCAUUAGUACCGUGGACAUAUUUAAUGUUAUUAAUAACAUGAAAUAAAUUUAAAAGUUUUAAAAACUGUUAAAACUCAAAUAUUUUUCUGUUUUGUUUUUGCGUACUACGCUGUUCGAUAAUAGCAAAAAUAUAAAAACAUUUCUCAUUGUUAAUUUAAGCUUUGCAACAAAAUACAUUAUUUUCCUUAGUUUUAUUUAUUUGUGUUAUAAAUUAAAAAUUAUCAUAUAAAAAUAGAAAAAAUUAUACAUAAAUCACACUUUUCUUUGUCCAUAUUUAAAUUAAAUUGCCGUUUUUUUUAAUAAAUUAAAACUUUUCUAAAUAAAUAGUGUUGUGACGCAAUAUUAAACGAUUAUUUUAGCAUUUCGACUAUUAUGUUAUUCUUUUGUCGCAAAAAAAUAUUAAAAUUCAACCUGAUAUCAGUAUUGAACCGUCCCAAACGCUUUUAUUAAUAAAUUGAACUUUAUUAUUGUAAUUUAAAAGGGUACUUAUUGUAACUAAAAUGAAUAAAUAACAAAAGCUGGCGUAAAAUAAAAUGGAAAUAAAUUUGUUGUAUUUGUCUGUGUUCCAAUAACUAUUUUUAUUUACAGUCACUCAAUAAAAAAUAGUAUUUUAAAUAAUUUAAAUGCUGUAGUAUUCGUUUGAAUAACGUUAUAUACUGAAUUUCUAUAAAUCAUUGAUUUAUAAUUAUACUGAUGACUAUUAUACUUUGAGUUUAAUUUCUCAAUUUAUAUAUUCCCUAAGAGGCCCCAAAAAAUAUAUGUCUUGACUUAAUUACGGAUCGUAUCAUUUUUAUCGGUUAAAAGUGAGAGAAUUAAAAUAGCACGUGUCGAAAAAUUGUUCCUAUUUUAAUGAUAAUAACAUUAAAUAGUCAAUAAUGGUAGUAUGGGUGCGAUCCCUAAAACAAUUUAUCUAUUAAUUUUUAGUGAAAUAUUUAAGUUGGAAUAUUUUCCGACUAUUAUUUUAAGUGAAAAUAAAUUAAGCAAAACAGCCAAUUAUUUUGGAUUCACAAUUAGAUAACUGAAUCUUUCAAGCUUUGUAGAAAAUCAAAUAUCUGUGAAAUAUUUGUAUCGAUUAAGUUUUUUACAAAUUAAUUAAAUUGUCAUAGGAUUUGUAAAAAGUAAAAUAAUUGUGUAAAAAAAUCAUUUCAUUCACUUUUUCGGAUAUUUUUUUUUUAAUUUUUACAAUUUUCUAUGAACACAUUUUUGUAUAUAACUUUUACUUUGCUACUAUUUUAUAAAUAAACAUAAUUUUUUAUUGUAUUUAAGAAUUUGAUAGUCUUACAUAAUUUUUACUAUAAUUUAUAGAUAAAUUACAUUAACGAAUCAAUCCGAGUCAAAUCAAAUAUAUUUUUAAGGUGUAAUAUAAUUUUCUUUUGUACCUAAAAUAUGUAAACAGAUGCAUUUCGCUAUCGUCAUAAGUUUUCAGAACUUAAUGUUGUGUAUCAAUAGUUCUCGUUAAAUUUACACGAAAAAAGCAAUACAUUAUCUGUUUUAUAACCAUCAUAAAUUAUACACAUUCCGCCAUUGAAUAAAAAUUUAGAGGAUUUAACUUCUGUGCAAUUUGGCGUGUAAUUUUCACAAAUUAUUUUAAAGUGGAGAAAAUGGCAGAAUUAUAUCCACUUAAAUCGCGUAUAUGUAUUUCAUUUGAUGUAAUUUUUAUAUUUGCGUUAUUGUAAUACCUAUUAAAAAUAAAAAACAAAAAUAUUUAACUCGAUUAAAACAACAAUUCUUUAUCGUAUUUUUUCUUAAUUUUAAUCGACUGAUAUAUUGAAUAAUUUCAUUAAAUCAAAAUAAGUAAAUGAAAGAUUAAAGAUAAUACAAUUACUUGAUUUUGAAAACUGAAUUUAUGUUAAAUACGAUAGUUGAUCUUGAAUUUAUGUGCCACUUGGUUAUGUUUUAAAAUUUAAUUGUUAUAAUUUGUAACUGUUUUUAAUUAAACUUCUUUCAGUAACUGUCUCAUUUAAAAUCCGUCUAUUUAUAUUUAUUACCGUCCAUUAUUUUUUGUUAAGAAUCUAUUUUGUUCUUCGUAACUUAUGCUCAAAAAUGUUUAUAAAACAGUUAUUGCAGAUAAAUUAUACAUUUGGGUAGUCGUAUAGCUUUUUUUUAGAAAUAUUUUUGUUUAAUUAGAUUAUUUAUGUGAAAACUUAAGUUUUAUUUAGAAGUACAAUAUUUCAUCAAUAAAUAUGGUGCAAGUAGAAUAAUUAUCUUAUAUGUUUUGUAUAACAUGAGUAUUUCAUAAUAAAAAUUCUGGAUUGUUUUUAAUUGUGUAAAAUUAUUUGUACAUGUAUAGAUUUUGCUGUGCCGUCUUAUUUUCUUAGUCUAUUCCCUAAUAGAUUGUACAUUGACAAUAUUAUCGUUUUGAAAAAAAAUUAUUUUUAUUAAUUUUUCAAACUUGUCAAAUAUAUUAUUAUAUAUAAUUUCACACGUGUACUCGUUGUCGCAUAUUCACGAAUAAAUUAAAAUAAUCUACUCAAUUUGGCCAUUUCAAAAGUAUUAUUCAAAAUAUAAUUAAAAAAAAUUUCAAAUUAAAAUAACAUGCAAGCUCAAUGUCACAGAACCC